AUGUUUACCAAACUGUUCACAUUCAUUACUUCUUUAAUUAUUACACAUUUCACAAUAUGGUCAAACCCUAUAGAUUCAUCAAUACGACCUUUAAAAUGGAAUGAUAUUAAUUUCUUAUCAACAACAGAUACUCAUGGAUGGUAUUCGGGUCAUAUAAAUCAAAAACAAUAUAACGCAAAUUGGGGAGAUUUUGUUUCGUUUGUUAUAAACAUGAGACAAUUAGCAGAUUCUCAAAAUCAAGAUUUAUUACUUAUUGAUAGUGGUGAUAAAAUAGAUGGAUCUGGAAUAUCAGAUGCUACAAAAAUACAUGGUUUGAAAUCAACUCCUAUUUUCGUUAAGCAAAGUUAUGAUAUUUUAACUAUUGGGAACCAUGAAUUAUAUUUAUGGGAAAGUUCAAAACAGGAAUAUGAAGCUGUUGAAAAAUACUUUCCUCAUAAUUAUAUAAGUUCGAAUGUUGAAUUUAAAUUAGAUAAUGGAACUUUUGUACCUUUUGGAUCUAAAUAUCGAUAUUUUACAACCAAGAAUCAAAAGAAAAAAGUACUUGCAUUUGGAUUUUUAUUUGAUUUUAAAAGAUUUAACGAAGGUACUAAAGUAACUCCAAUAAAAGAAGAAGUUGAAAAAAAAUGGUUUAAAAAUGUGCUUAAAAAGUACGAGGGCAAAGUUGAUUUAAUUGUAAUUGCUGGUCAUACACCAAUAGCACAUGGAUGGCCUGAAUUUUAUCAUUUACAUAGUCAUUUACGUGAAUACUAUCCAGAUACAAUAAUACAAUAUUUUGGAGGUCAUAGUCAUAUUCGAGAUUUUGCAGUUUUUGAUAAUAAAUCUACUGGAAUUCAAAGUGGAAGAUAUUGUGAAACUGUUGGAUGGGUAAGUAUUGAUUUAGAUGAAAAACAAUUAGAAACAAAAGACAGAUUUUCAAGAUCAUAUAUAGAUUUUAAUUUGGAUUCAUUUCACACACAUUCUAAAAAGGUAAAAUCAUUUGAUACUGAGAAAGGAUUGGCGGUUACAAAACUUGUUGCUAAGACCAGAAAAGAAUUGAAAUUAAAUACUCAAAUUGGAACAGUCAAUACAAAUUAUUAUGUCGACUACGUACCGAUAGAUCACCCGAAAAAUAUAUUCAAUUUAAUCACCACGAACGUUUUAAAUGAUUUGCCUGGUUCAGGAGAAAGAAUCAUUCUCAUCAACACAGGGUCAAUAAGGUAUGAUUUAUAUAAAGGUCCUUAUACAAUUGAUUCACAAUAUAUUGUAUCACCAUUUGAAAAUAAAUGGGUAAAUUUAACAAUCCCAAAAUCAGUUGCUUCAAAAGUGGCUGAGAAAUUAAAUGAUGCUAGUUAUAUCACUACAAUAAGAUUAAAACCACCACAUCAUUACUUGAAAAAAGAAAUAGUAUCUUCUGAAUUAAUAGCCACAGAAGUUACCAAAAAAUUAUCAAAAGGUUAUGUUACUCAUGAUGAUUUUGGUUCUGAUGGUGAUGAUACUCCACAUAGAGCAGUUAUAAAUUUUGAUAUACCCAACGUAGUCCAAAGUGUUCAAUUUGAAAAUGAAGAAGAAUCAUAUGUUGACCUUGUAUUUUAUGAUUUUAUAACUCCAAAUAUAAAAUGGGCAUUAAAUGAAUUAAAUUACGAAAUCAAAGAUGAUGUUAAACCAACUGAAUAUUCAAACAUAUAUUUAGGUUGUGGUAUUAUUGGUGAUCCAUUUAUUAUUAUUGCUGAAUCUCGUUUUAAUUGUGAUCCAAAUUGUGUUGCAUAUGUUUCUACAUUUGUAAAUGAUGAACUUGCUGAAUUAUAUUGUGCAUCUAAUGAUGUAAAGAAAUUUUUUAGAAAUGGUUCAAUUGGUUGUGCUUUUGGGAAAUUGUUAGAACAUAUUAUUGAUGAUGAUGAAAUGUUAUAG
Molecule: messenger RNA, 1887 nt
Organism: Lodderomyces jiufengensis
Lineage: Eukaryota; Fungi; Ascomycota; Pichiomycetes; Serinales; Debaryomycetaceae
Exons: 2
Coding region: 1-1887 (628 amino acids)
Biological process (GO): nucleotide catabolic process
Cellular component (GO): cytosol
Molecular function (GO): hydrolase activity
Source: RefSeq, a predicted model, not a curated record